AUGGCGUCCGCCUACGCAGAUGCUGGCGAGCCCAACGAGUACACUCCAUACUUUGCGCCCUUCUUCGGCAUGGCCGGCAUGGCUUUCGCUAUGAUAUUUGGAUGCAGCGCCGGUGCAGCAUAUGGCACAGCAAAGUCAGGCAUAGGCAUCGCCAAUGUUGGAACAUACAGACCAGAUUUGAUCAUGAAGUCAUUAAUCCCCGUCGUCAUGUCCGGUAUCAUCGCCGUCUACGCCCUUGUCAUUGCAGUCCUCAUCUCCGCCGACAUGGCGCCGAACGAGUCCUACUCGCUAUACACUGGCUUCAUGCACUUGGCCGCUGGCCUUUCCGUGGGUCUUGCAGGCAUGUCGGCAGGCUACGCGAUCGGCAUUGUCGGAGAUAUGGGCGUGCGAAGCUACAUGCAGCAAUCACGAGUAUUUGUCGGCAUGGUCCUCAUCCUUAUCUUCGGUGAAGUGCUGGGUCUAUAUGGCCUGAUUGUGGGGCUGAUUCUGCAGUCGAAGAGUUGA
Messenger RNA from Cyphellophora attinorum, 504 nucleotides. RefSeq names its product V-type proton ATPase 16 kDa proteolipid subunit 2. The record is from RefSeq and is a predicted model, not a curated record. Bases 1 to 504 code for a protein of 167 amino acids. NCBI's taxonomy places the organism in Eukaryota, Fungi, Ascomycota, Eurotiomycetes, Chaetothyriales, Cyphellophoraceae. Gene Ontology annotation, cellular component: proton-transporting V-type ATPase, V0 domain. Gene Ontology annotation, molecular function: proton-transporting ATPase activity, rotational mechanism. The transcript has 4 exons. Gene Ontology annotation, biological process: proton transmembrane transport.